Sphenostylis stenocarpa is the source of this 636-nucleotide messenger RNA. Lineage: Eukaryota; Viridiplantae; Streptophyta; Magnoliopsida; Fabales; Fabaceae. The record is from the annotation of a GenBank genome assembly.
AUGGACAUCAAAAUAGAGAAUGAUGAUUCUAGAAAUCAGGAGGAUGAAGAAAGGCUGCCACUUCUGAGAAAUAGUGAGGUGCCAGAAGCAGAGAGGAAUCUGAUUCAGAAAGCCAUUAGUCAGACAUUUCAGAGCACUGCCCAUUUGGCCAACCUUUUACCAACUGGCACAGUCCUUGCUUUCCAGCUUCUGUCCCCGAUCUUCACAAAUCUUGGCAACUGUGACUCUGUCAGCAAAGCCAUGACUGCUGCACUUGUAUCUCUCUGUGGUGCCUCAUGCUUCCUGUUAUGUUUAACUGAUAGCUUUAGAGACAACAAGGGGAACAUCUGUUAUGGGCUUGCGACCCUCAGGGGCCUGUGGAUCAUUGAUGGAUCAACCACCCUUCCACCUCAACUUGCUGCAAAAUAUAGCCUGAAGUUCAUAGAUUUCAUGCAUGCAGUGAUGUCAGUUUUGGUGUUUGCAGCAAUUGCUUUGUUUGAUCAGGAUGUGGUGAAUUGCUUCUUUCCAGCACCCUCAACUGAGAUACAGGAAAUCCUCACAGUAUUGCCAGUUGGCAUUGGCGUUUUGGGCAGCAUGUUCUUUGUUGCGUUUCCUACACAGAGACAUGGAAUUGGCUUCCCCCUUUCAACAAAUUAA